AUGGAAAAGGACAAGAGCUCAUCGCUUCAGCAAUGGUGUGGUCAUGUUCAGGUCUCCAAUAAUUUUCCGAAUAGGGGGAAGAGAAUAGAUUUUUGGCCUUUGAAGUUAAAUGUUGGAAAUUCGAAUGAUGCUUAUGAUAAAGCUUUCUUGUUUGCAUAUAAUGUUCUUAAAAAGGCUGACAUGAUCCAGAAAAAUGCAGUUGAAAGUAUCUUGGCGGAAUGUUCAUUUGUGCUAUCUGCCACAGGUUAUUAUUUGACCGACUUUGGGCUCUCAAAGGUUGGUCUUAUCAACAGUAAUGAUGAUUUAUCCGGCCCAGCCGUAAGUACCACAUCUCUAAUGGUGGAAGAUGAGCCCGAGUUAUCUGUGCCUGAGCAUCAGCAAGAAAGACGAAAGAAACGUUCUGCUGUUGGCACACCUGACUAUUUGGCACCAGAGGUACUAUUGGGAACAGGACAUGGUACAACUGUCGAUUGGUGGUCAGUUGGUGUGAUUUUGUUUGAACUGAUUGUUGGUAUUCCACCCUUCAAUGCAGAGCAUCCUCAGGACAAGCUUAUUGCACUUUCUUUACGUAUCUUUUCACUGGUCUUGUGGGGUCUUGAGUAG
This is a messenger RNA of Humulus lupulus (European hop), 603 nucleotides long. RefSeq names its product probable serine/threonine protein kinase IREH1. Bases 1 to 603 code for a protein of 200 amino acids. Gene Ontology annotation, biological process: peptidyl-serine phosphorylation; intracellular signal transduction. Lineage: Eukaryota; Viridiplantae; Streptophyta; Magnoliopsida; Rosales; Cannabaceae. Gene Ontology annotation, molecular function: ATP binding; protein serine/threonine kinase activity. The transcript is spliced from 8 exons. The record is from RefSeq and is a predicted model, not a curated record.